Messenger RNA from Cylas formicarius (sweet potato weevil), 747 nucleotides. Its product is annotated as larval cuticle protein A3A-like. Lineage: Eukaryota; Metazoa; Arthropoda; Insecta; Coleoptera; Brentidae. Gene Ontology annotation, cellular component: extracellular matrix. The transcript has 3 exons. The record is from RefSeq and is a predicted model, not a curated record. Bases 49 to 669 code for a protein of 206 amino acids.
UUUGAAGUUAAGAGACAUACAUCGCAUUACACAGAUUCGUCUAGCGAAAUGGUUUUCAAACUUUUAGCUUUCGCCGGAGUCUUGGCAGUGGCUAGCGCUGGCUAUCUCGCCAACCCCUACGAGACGCCCUACGCUGUAGCUAAAGUAGCUGCUCCAUUGGCAGUAAAACAGAUUGUGCAGGAAGAGUAUGAUGCACACCCACAGUACAACUACGGUUAUCAAGUUCAAGAUAGUUUGACGGGAGACAGCAAAUCCCAACACGAGGCGCGUGAUGGAGAUGUGGUCCAAGGUUCAUACUCCCUAAUCGAUGCCGAUGGUUUCAAAAGAACUGUCGAAUACACCGCCGAUCCUGUUCACGGAUUCAACGCCGUCGUUAACAGAGAACCGAUCAAAACUGCCGUCCCUGUAGUAGCAAAGGCAGCGUAUGCCGCCCCGGUGUCGUACGCCGCCCCUGCCGCUUAUGCCGCCCCUGUCUAUAAGUCUGUGGCCGCUCCAGUUUCCUACGCCGCACCCGUAUCCUAUGCGGCGCCCGCUUUAGUGAAGUCGGCUCCAGUGGCUUAUUCUACUUCGUACUCGUCGCCAAUAGUGGCAAAAGUUGCUGCUCCAGUGGCAUACGCCAAGCCUGUAGCUUAUGCAUCCCCCGUGUCCUACUCCGCUUACCACCACUAAAGAUGUUAUUCUCUAGACUGAUUUGUUAUAUUUAUUUAUUGAUUCAUAGACUGUGUGCGAAUAUAUGUUAUUAUUGAA